Emys orbicularis (European pond turtle) is the source of this 309-nucleotide messenger RNA. It is a transcript of the gene NRL, whose product is annotated as neural retina leucine zipper. Gene Ontology annotation, cellular component: nucleus. Gene Ontology annotation, molecular function: RNA polymerase II cis-regulatory region sequence-specific DNA binding; DNA-binding transcription factor activity, RNA polymerase II-specific. NCBI's taxonomy places the organism in Eukaryota, Metazoa, Chordata, Testudines, Emydidae. Gene Ontology annotation, biological process: regulation of transcription by RNA polymerase II. The record is from RefSeq and is a predicted model, not a curated record. The coding region runs from base 22 to 309 and encodes 95 amino acids. The transcript has a single exon.
UCGGACGAGCAGCUGGUGGGCAUGUCGGUGCGGGAGCUGAACCGCCGGCUGCGGGGCUUCGGCAAGGACGAGGUGCUGCGGCUGAAGCAGAAGCGCCGCACGCUGAAGAACCGCGGCUACGCCCAGUCCUGCCGCUUCAAGCGGGUGCAGCAGCGCCACGUGCUGGAGGCGGAGAAAUCCCAGCUGGCCCGCGAGCUGGACGCCCUGCGGGGGGAGCUGGCCCGGCUCGCCCACGAGCGCGACCUCUACAAGGCCCGCUGCGAGAAGCUGCUGCCCCAGCCCCCCUCGCCCUCCCAGUUCUUCCUCUGA